Messenger RNA from Puma concolor (puma), 1695 nucleotides. Lineage: Eukaryota; Metazoa; Chordata; Mammalia; Carnivora; Felidae. The record is from RefSeq and is a predicted model, not a curated record.
AUGUCCUAUGGAUCCAUCGCUGGCAGUGGUGGCCUGGGGAGCCACGGCCCUUUCGGGGGACCCUCCAGACAAGGCUAUCAGCCCCUAGAGUGCGCUAAAUGUUGGACCGAGUAUGGAAUACGCCAUUUCCCCUGCCCGUCGCCAGAGAGCAGCCCGCAGGACCCCUGUGUGGGCAAGGACGGGGAAGGUGAUCUGGGGUCGGCGGGCACGCCCAGAGGCCCGAGGGCCAGGAAGCGAGGGCCAGGGGUCGCCCCCGAAGGCAGCGGGACACCAGAGCCCGGCUCACCGCCUGCCGCAAGCCCAAGGAAGGACUCUGCCGGCGGGGCCCACGGCCGGCUGGCGGGGCCCGGCGCCACGCGGGCCAAGAAGAGGAAACCCAACUUCUGCCCACAGGAGACAGAGGUCCUGGUGUCCAAGGUCAGCAAGCACCACCAGCUGCUGUUCGGCACGGGGCUGCUGAAGGCCGAGCCCACCCGCAGGUACCACGUGUGGAGCCGCAUCCUGCAGGCUGUGAACGCCCUGGGCUACUGCCGCCGGGACGUCGUGGACCUCAAGCACAAGUGGAGGGACCUGCGCGCUGUCGUGCGGCGCAAGCUGGGCGACCUCCGCCACGUGGCCCGCGGCCCCGGCCGGCUCCAGGCCUCGGCCCUCACGCCUGUGGAGCAGGUGGUGGCCGAGACCUUCUCCUGCCAGGCCCCCGCCCCGGAGGGCCUCGGCCUGGAGCCGCUCAGAGCCACCCAGGUGGACCCAGGUGACCUCCAGGAGCUGUUCCAGCAGACAUCGGCCAGCGUCUUCCGGAUCAACUCCAACGCAGACGCCUGCCUGUCCACGCCCCUGCAGCAGGCUGCCCGACCCCACACCUGCCCCACUGAGGCUGCAGCCCAGCUGGGGCCCUCUCGCCAGCCCCAGGUCGCUGCCAAGUGUCUGGCCACUUGGGGGAAUUGCAAGCCACCUGCACGUGUGGACUUGGCCAUCUUUGUCGGGACCGUGAGGGACCCUGCCUUGGGCACACCAUCCACCCUGCCGCCUCUGGAGCCUGGUGCCUGGGCCGGCUUGGCCCUAGACCCAUGUGCUGACGGGCUGCGGCAGUGGGGCGUGGGGAGGGCCAGCCUGUCCCCUCCCGGCUGCGUGACAGGCCCUGUAACCUGGCAGGAGCAUCUCCAGCUGGACCGCCUCAGAACUCAGCUGUCGGAUGCCAUUCAGCGCUACGGCGCAGUGCAGAAGAAAAUUGCAGAAAAGUCCAGAGCCCUGCUUCCCGCUGCGCAGAGGGGCGGCACGCAGCAGAGUCCCCGGGCCCCUUUUGCUGAGCUGCCCGAUGAUGAGAAGAUCUUUAACGGGGGUGACGGCAUGUGGCAGGGCCAGGAGCAGGCGCUGCUUCCCGAGAUCACUGAGGAGGACGAGGAGGCCAUCCGGCUGCGCGAGGAGGCCAUCCUGCAGAUUGAGAGUGACUUGUUGGAUGUAAAUCAGAUUAUCAAGGACUUGGCCUCCAUGGUGUCAGAGCAAGGAGAUGCCAUUGAUAGUAUUGAAGCCAGCCUUGAGGCUGCGUCCUCGCACACAGAGGCGGCCAGCGAGCUCCUGGCUGGAGCCAGCCGGCACCAACUCCAGAGACGCAAGAUCAAGUGCUGCUUACUGUCGGUUGGAGUCACUGUCCUGCUGGUCAUCAUCCUCAUCACUGCCACCUCUAUCCGAAAGUAA